Messenger RNA from Ylistrum balloti, 3429 nucleotides. RefSeq names its product protein dispatched homolog 1-like. The coding region runs from base 1 to 3429 and encodes 1142 amino acids. Lineage: Eukaryota; Metazoa; Mollusca; Bivalvia; Pectinida; Pectinidae. Gene Ontology annotation, cellular component: membrane. The record is from RefSeq and is a predicted model, not a curated record. The transcript has 11 exons.
AUGGAAUCACCUGAUUUUUUUCUCUAUUUAGAAUCCAAUCAAAGUUUCACCGAAAAGUCUUUGAUUGGUGCCAACCAAACCAAAAAGAAAAAGGAGAAAAUUAAAAAACUGAAGAAAUCUUCGCCCAAAGUUGGAGUACUGGAAUACAACGAGCAUAAGGCAGAUGGAGUGUCGCCGAAGAAGUGCACGCCGACUGGAAAUGAGAAGAAAGACGCAAACAAACCACCACUUCUUUAUUGCAAGUUUAUAGCCAACUACCCGUGGUGUGCAUUCUUUCUGGCUUCGUCCUUCCAUCUUACCAUCAUAAUAGCGACCGUAUGUCUUGUUUGUACUGGUUAUAACUUGUUCCCAAUUGAGUUCAAAACGAUGCCGUUAAUUCUAAAUGAAGACAACACCCGCACCCAAGAUUACGCAUGGAGAGGCAAGGACUCCUACUCCGGGAAACUAUGGAGACCUGUCACUGGAGCCAUACAACCAGCCUACUACAAUGGCUUUGUCGGUGACCUUGUCGAGGUUUUCUUGGAAGUACCCAACUAUGAUAUCUUCAGUCGCGAAAAUCUGCAGCUUAUCCGAGAUGCCGAGGAGAGAAUGUUCAACAUCCAAUACUAUCAGAUUUUCUUCUGCUAUGUUGCCAGUGGUACCGAGUGUCAUAAGCCUUCGUCUGUUCUCCGAUUGUUUGAUGGAACUUUUAAUUCCUCUAGUGCCACGUUCUAUGACCCGACGUUUAGCAACAUCCACGGUGUUUUGUGUGAGGCGACCGAGCAUAAUGCUACAAAGGAUUACGUGAAGUACUUCAUAGAACAAGGGCUUGAUCUUUGUGAUGGUAUAUUGAGAUCCUCAAAAACCAGAUUUUUCUACAAACUAGGAUGGCCACUUCGCGGUUCUGAUGAUAGCGGCAAGCUGGAAAACUUCUUGGUGUCGUCUGUGAAACCUGAAAUGGAAAACAUUCGCGACAAUUUGAUGUCUGGUAAGAUGUCAUUAUACUACAUCAGCACGGUGUUGUUUGAAUACGAUGUCGUUAUUCAGGCUCUCAAUGACAUGCUUCUUGCUGUGGGAAGUUUUCUGUUUAUUUUGGUCUUCAUGUGGUUUCAGACUGCAUCGUUUUGGAUAACAUUUUUAGGAAUAUUUAGUAUACUUACCAGCUUCCUAUUGACGAACCUUAUAUAUAGAUGUGUGCUGGGUUAUGAAUACUUUGGAUUUUUCCAUGUCAUUUCUAUGUUCAUAAUCUUGGGUAUCGGUGCGGAUGAUGUGUUUAUCUUCUACGACACGUGGAGACUGACUGGUCACACGAUAUAUCCAAGUAAGGCACACCGGCUGUCUGAUUGUUACAGGAAAGCAGCGAAAACGACUUUUGUCACUUCACUCACAACCAUGACCGCAUUUCUUGUGAGCGGUCUUUCACCUUUGCUUCCGGUUUGCUCGUUUGGGAUAUUUUCUGGUAUUCUAGUGUUUGUGAAUUACCUGUGUGACCUACUCUACUUUCCUACAGUGAUUAUGCUGUAUUCACAAAAGGUUAAACCAUUUUGGGACAAAAUGUGUGGGCCAUGUAUACAGAAAUGCAAAAAGAAGAAAUCAAAAACCAGUAGUGAAAAACAAGACGACACAAUAUCUAUGAAUUUAUCAAAAUUUGAUAUUGACAUCAGAAAAAAACCGUCCACACCUUUUGCUAAUCGUCCAGAGUCUGGAAAUUCUUUGCGUUCUGAUAUUCUAAAUACAGCCAUGACCCCAAGGACAAAGUCUAAUUUUGAAGAUCGUAGCAAAAUAGUUCUCUUCCUUAGAAAUGGAUUCUACGAUUUUAUAACACAUCGUGCUGUGAGAAUAAUAGUACCACUGUUAUUCCUUGGUGCUUCAAGUUUCUUUAUGUGGAGUGCCUCAAAAUUGGAACCAGAUUCACAACAGCUGCAGAUCUACAAGGCGACUCACAACUACGCCCGUGCGUCGCGCAUGCAUUACUAUAGUUUCGAGAGGAGUUUCGAGGAGGAGUACUCAAGCGUAUACCUCACCUGGGGUAUUCAGCGAAAGGACUUUAGCUCGUGUAAUUUCAAAUCCGCCACCUUCUGUGGUGGUGUGGCAAGAUGGGAUGAUACAUUCGAUCCCAAUACACCCGAAGCACAGAUCGCACUUAAGAACCUUUGCAAUCGGUUGGAGACAAUGAGUGCUGAAGAAGCAGAUUCGCUGAGGAUUAAAAGAAACGCUAUAACGGACAAAUUAGAAAUAGCCUGCUUCACCUCCCCGUAUGAAACUUAUUUACAGAAUAAAAUCGACGCGAACGGAAGCGUGUUUCCAGCAGGACUAUCUAUGAACCUGCCAAUUAAUGCCGGCAAUGUUUCAACCUUCAUGGAUGCGCAAUCGUCUAUAUACUACCCCAGUGUUUUAUUGCCCAGUGAUUUUGAUCACCACAUGGGGAUCGGAGUGUCCUACUGGUUGUCGGACAGUUACACGGGAAACCCUACUGACGAUUACUACUUAUACAACGGCUUGCUAGGGGAACAGACGAUAGAUGGUACCACUCAGAGAGCCAGGAACUCUGCCAAUAUGUACUAUGCAUCCAAACUCAAGUAUAUCGGAAUCCGUAUCAAUACCACCUUAAACGUGUACAAGCUAGGCUAUCCUGAAGGGAAGCCUGUUUAUCAGCGAUGGGAGAAACUUAUGGCAGAAGAGUUGAUGAAAAUGCCAGACACGAUGAAGAACGGUUUCCAAUGUACAAAAAAUACAUGGAAUUGGAUCAAGGUUCAGGAGUCGCUAGCGGAUUCUGCCGUACAGGGGGUAAUCGUCGGCCUCGGACUCGCCCUACCGAUCCUCAUCCUCACAACGCUUAACGUUGUUAUAGGAUUUCUUGCCACAGUUACCAUAGGCCUGGUCACCGCUUGUGUCAUCGGCAUCAUCCCUUUGGCGGGCUGGAAACUCGGGGUGUUGGAAUCGCUCAAUAUGUGUAUGGUGGUUGGACUGUCGGUGGACUAUGUGGUACACCUGGCCGAGGCCUAUGCAACCUGUCCCUCCCCCGACCGGAUGGACCGUGUCCGUAAUAUGUUAGAAAGCAUGGGCCUGUCCGUACUAUCAGGCGCUGUCACUACCUUCGGCGCUGCCUCCUUUAUGCUGUUUUCACAGAUCCAGUUCCAGUAUCAAUUCGGAAUCUUUGUGAUGAGCACAAUCUCAAUAUCACUCUUCUUUUCAUUCUUCGCUUUCACUACCUUUAUGUCGCUGUGUGGACCACAGGGUAACACGGGAAGCCUGGUAGCUUUCGGUAAAUGGUUAAAAUCAAAGUGCAGCAGCAACAAUGGUGAACAACCUUCUUCAUCGAGUUUCGGAGAUCAAAGGACCACCAUAGCCAUUGGAAUUGACACUAAACCUGCUGUGGAUCCAACAGAAAUGUCGCGAAGUACAUCCAGAGUCAACUCCUCCCACAAUUCUGAACGUCUCAGACUUUAA